AUGCACUUCGUGCCUCUCUACACAAACACCUCCAUUGGGACAGUGGCCUUGACCACCGCACCUGAGGCCUCAAGCAGUGACUCCAACACUCUCGACGAGUUUCAGAUCUACCAAAGGUUCCGGUUGAAGGUGGUCUCCACUUUCGGAUCGAUGGCGGCCGGACUCUUCGAGUUCGGAGCCGACCCAGAGACCGGGAGGAUAUCUCGCAGAGCCUUCGUGCAGAUCUGCUCUUCCAAGCUCGAAAUGAUGAGCGAAAAGGAGGCAACGCUGCUCUUUCUCCAUUUCACAAAUGCAGAUCCUUGGAGUGGCAGUGUCAAUGACUACGCAACGUACAAAGAUCUGAGCAUCACUGAUGAGGAGUGGGCCUAUGUUGUGGCCAGCAAGCAGGAGGCAAAGUCUGCAAACUCCACGGCUAUCCCCUUUUCAUCGGCUCCAUCAGGUGUGAGUACAGGGCUGUAUCACCGAUCCAUCAGUGUGAACCAGGUCAGUGAGCAGCGAACUGCGAGGGAAGCAUCCACUCCCAUGAGUCAAGGAAACAGCGCAGCAUCGGCAACAAGCCAAGCUCGCUUGACAAAGCUGUCGAGCUCCUCGAAGAGGAGCGUGCCAUGGAGGCAACAGCAGAAACCCUGGGCUCCGUCGGUAAUGGCCGGCAUGGACUUGCCUGUGGCAAUGGAG
Symbiodinium necroappetens is the source of this 675-nucleotide messenger RNA. The record is from the annotation of a GenBank genome assembly. Lineage: Eukaryota; Dinophyceae; Suessiales; Symbiodiniaceae.